AUGCUAAUUCUUCCUCUCUCUCUCUCUCUCUCUCUCUCUCGGUCUCACUCCAUCAUUCUCUCCAAUUUCUGUAUUUCUUUCUCUCUCUUUUUAUUUUCAUUUUCAGGCCUGUCUUUCUUCUUUCUCUCUGUCACUCCUCACUCUUUAUUGCUCAGACUUUAUUUUUCUAUCUCCUCCCACCAUCUCUCUUGCCAUUCCUUCUUUUACUCACCUUUAUUGUUGCUUUCUUCUCAUCUUCUUUCACUUUUUCCACUCUUAUGUUUUAAUCUUAUUCCAUUUCUUUUUGUUUCUGUUCUCUGUUUUACUUACUUACUAUCUUUUGCAUUUCCUCUCUUUCUAUUCAUUUUCUUUUGUUUCUCUCUCUCUCUCUUUACUCAUCUCUUGUUUCUCUUUCCCCUCAGUGUUUUACACUUUUCCUUUCCCUCUCUGUUUUCUCUUUUUAUCCUCUUUUCCCUUACCUCCCUUUUUUCAUUCUGUUCCUCUCUCUCUCUCUUAUUUUUCACUUCUUUAUUGUCUUCCUUUCAUUCUCUCUAUCUUCUAAAUUUACAUUUCCCAGCUUUUUUUCUUUUUUUUUUCAUGUUUUUAUUUUUCUUCUUUGUCUUUGGUUCUUCCAUUCUAAUCUUUCUUUUCAUCUUUCAUUCUUUUUCCAUUUAUUUCCAUUCAUGUUUCUUUCUGUUUCCUUCAUUUCUCAAAUUUCUUUCUUACAUGCUGCUUUGUUCUUUUCUUUCUGAAACUUUGCCUUCUCUUUUAUUUUCUUGCUUGGAUUUUUUGAUCAUUUUCAAAUGCAUUCUUUUCUUUUUUUUUUUUCCUCCAUUUUCUUCUUCUGUUCUUUUAUUUCCUAAAAUUCCUGCUUCAUUUUCAACCAAUGGCCCCAACACCAUUGUUUUUAAAAUCAUUUCUUUGUUCAGCUCCAUGCACCAACAUUGA
Molecule: messenger RNA, 927 nt
Organism: Acanthosepion pharaonis
Lineage: Eukaryota; Metazoa; Mollusca; Cephalopoda; Sepiida; Sepiidae
Source: the annotation of a GenBank genome assembly